Molecule: messenger RNA, 255 nt
Organism: Mesorhabditis spiculigera
Lineage: Eukaryota; Metazoa; Nematoda; Chromadorea; Rhabditida; Rhabditidae
Source: the annotation of a GenBank genome assembly
AUGGUUGUGCCGGGCCGGAUUGCAACAAGCGAGCAGAAGCACGGAUCAUCGUCAAUGCUCUUGUAUUGGCUAGAUGGUAAUGUGGUGAUAAAGACUACCCAGUGGCUGACUGGGCGGACGACAUCUUCCCGAAAAGGGGGACAAUGGUCGGCGGAAACAACGUGGGAACAAGGACGCGUCCUCAGCAUGUACGAGGAAGCCGUAAUCAUUGAGUUGUGCCGAUCAAAUUCGAGAUGGCAAAGGCUUGUGGCGGCC